CUUCUAUACCAUUUUCAUUCCUCUCUUUUCCAGUUUCUCACCCGAAAAUUCUUUCUAAUUAUUUCCGUAUUUUAACUACUACUACUAUUAAAUAUCAAAAAUAAGUUUUCUUCUUUAUUCACCUAUAAAAAUAUAAAUUAAAACCUACUCCUUCCUAUCGUUCCGCCUUCCCCUUAUUCUUCUCUCCACGUCUCUCUCUCUCUCUCUCUCUCUUUCUGCAGAAACAUUCAACAACUCUCACGAUGAUGGCGGUGGAUCUUCUAUCGGAAAACUCUAACAUGAGUCCAAGAAUCUCGUUCUCUCGUGAUUUCUGCCAAUCCGAUGCAAUACCGGUCGAGAAACGUCCGCUACGAUCAUCUCCCAAUUCCAAACCGUCGAGUCUCAACUCAAGCGUCGAUUUCGAUUUCUGCAUUCCCGGCGGCGUAACUUCCGGCGAGAGCUUCGACCAAGGCUCUUGGUCCGCCGACGAGCUUUUCCGCAACGGGAAAAUAUUGCCGACCGAGAUCAAGAAGAAGAAGAAACCCGAAUCACCACCGCCACCUGAGAAACGCAAACCGGAUAAAAAAGCAUCCGAUACCGGUCCACCCGAACCGUCUAAACCGGAUAGUAGAAAACCGAGAAAACCGGUUGAAGUAGACGAAGAUGACGCCGUCGUAACGGAGGAGAAACCGAGUACGAAGUCGUUUUGGGGGUUUAAGAGGAGUAGCAGUUUAAACUGCGGGAGCAGUUACGGACGGAGUUUAUGUCCGUUACCGUUACUAAACCGGAGCAAUUCGACCGGUUCGACUUCCAGUAAACCGAAACAGAGCUCGAGGAAACACGCAACAGAGCAUAUAAAGCUACAACAAUCGUCAUCGUUAUCAUCUUCGUCUUCUUGUUCAUCGAGUAACAGUAGCUUUCAGAAACCGCCACUGAAGAAGAAUUACGGAGGCUACAGUUACGGAAGCCAUGGGAGUGGAACUAGAGUGAGUCCGGUUAUAAACAUGGUUCCAUCUGGGAACUUGUUUGGUUUGGGUUCUCUAUUCUCUGGAAAUGGAAGAGACAAGAAUAAGAAGAGAUAGGUUUGGUUCUGAUUUGGUAAGAGAGAUAUUAUUCCUGGGUUUACUGUUUGAUCCUGCUUCUUCCUUCUUCUCUGUUUCUUUCUCUGAAACUCUGAAGAUUUUCUGACAGUGUGUUUUGUGGGUCCUAUUGCCAACCUCUUUGUGUCAUUUUUUAGAUUGUUGUGGUGUAAUUGUUUUUUUGUUUGAUUUGUUAGUUUGUCUUCUAUCAAUGUUUAAUUCUAGAUUUUAUAUUUCAA
Messenger RNA from Raphanus sativus (radish), 1297 nucleotides. RefSeq lists its product as uncharacterized. The transcript has a single exon. The coding region runs from base 243 to 1061 and encodes 272 amino acids. The record is from RefSeq and is a predicted model, not a curated record. NCBI's taxonomy places the organism in Eukaryota, Viridiplantae, Streptophyta, Magnoliopsida, Brassicales, Brassicaceae.